Brugia malayi is the source of this 1197-nucleotide messenger RNA. RefSeq lists its product as uncharacterized. The coding region runs from base 1 to 1197 and encodes 398 amino acids. The record is from RefSeq and is a predicted model, not a curated record. The transcript has 9 exons. Gene Ontology annotation, biological process: lipid metabolic process. NCBI's taxonomy places the organism in Eukaryota, Metazoa, Nematoda, Chromadorea, Rhabditida, Onchocercidae.
AUGAUAUCAGCAACAAUUUGCGCAACAAAAGGGAAACCUUUGCAUCCAAUUGUAUUAGUACCCGGUUAUGGCGGGUCGCAGUUGAAGGGAAAGCUUACUGGAAAACCUGAAACUGUGCACUACUGGUGUGCUCGACAAACGGAUGAUUUCUUCGAUCUGUGGCUAAAUUUAGAGUUAUUCUUGCCAACGGUAAUCGAUUGUUGGGUGGAUAAUAUGAAGUUGGUAUACAAUAGAACAACAAACAAAACAUCAAGUAUGCCGGGUGUACUGGUCGAGGUGCCCGGAUUCCGGAAUACAAGUACCAUAGAAUGGUUGGACACAUCAAAAGCGUCGGAAGGACGCUAUUUCACUGAUAUCGUUGAAGCAUUGUUACCAUUCGGUUAUCAUCGAGGUAAAAAUAUUGUAGGUGCACCAUAUGAUUGGAGACAAGCUCCAAAUGAACUCGGACACUAUUAUUCAAAUUUGACAAAAUUGAUUGAAGACAUCUAUCGUUCUUGUGGUCACAGGAAAGUGAUCAUUAUUGCGCAUAGCAUGGGUAAUCCACUGUUGCUUUACUUUUACAACAGCAUCGUCACACAGGAAUGGAAGGACAAAUUUAUUCAUUCGCAUAUUUCGAUAGCUGGCGCUUGGGGCGGUGCUCUUCAAAUUAUUCGUCUUCUUGCUUCAGGCUAUAAUAUGAACCACUACAGAAUUUUACUACCUCCAAGCUCACUGCGUGAAAUGCAACGAUCAUUCACUAGUUCGACAUUCCUUUUUCCGAGCUACAAUGUAUGGAGUGAAAACGAAGUGCUGGCAACAGUUAACGAUAAAAACUACACUCUGAAAAAUGUGGAAGAAUUCUUUAAAGAUAUUGGCUAUAAAGUUGGCUGGUAUCAGUAUCAGAAUACAGCUCAUCUACUUGGCGAUUUCCAGGCACCAAAUAUUGAGGUGCAUUGUAUUUACGGGUAUGGCAUUGAAACACCAGAAUCUUUCGAGUGGUCCGGCAGGUGGUUUCCGGAUUACCAACCGGAUACCACUUAUGGUGAUGGUGAUGGUACCGUUAACCGACGUUCUCUAGAAGCAUGCAAGAAAUGGAUUGGUAAAAACGGUGGCAAAAAGAUAUCUCUGUAUGCGUUCAAAGGUGGCGAGCAUGUGGACAUUUUGGCACAGGAGGAAGUAAUCGAAUUAAUUAAAAAGAUUGUCUUUAUGCAUAGCUAA